Molecule: messenger RNA, 1945 nt
Organism: Diorhabda carinulata
Lineage: Eukaryota; Metazoa; Arthropoda; Insecta; Coleoptera; Chrysomelidae
Exons: 3
Coding region: 174-671 (165 amino acids)
Source: RefSeq, a predicted model, not a curated record
UGUUAUAAUGAUAUUGAACUAUUUUAUUCGUCGUACAUGCCCCAACCCACAGAAGCACGACUAUCGUAUAUCAUAUGAUUGUCAACAUAGCGCUUUUAAUAAACUUAGAAAUAAAAAAAGAAGUGAAUGUGUCCGUGAUACAUGUGGUGCUACAGUAAAUUGUUUUGAAGAAAAUGAAUCGGAACACCAUAAGGAAUGAUCCUUUACUCAAGAGAGGGCUUAAUAUGGUAAUUACUAUAAAUUUUGAGCACACACAUAAUGUUCAAGUAGCUGAAGCUUUUAGCUACUUAAGGAUGGAUAAAAAUACAGAAGAUAUAUUUUUAAAAUAUUUUGAAGGUGGAAUAACCGCUAGUGCAUCCAGAGCAUUUCAAGAAAUAAGCCUUAUAGAAACCAUAGAAGACACAAAACUGCCGAUUUUACUUGCCCACGGGAGAGAAAAAUUAAAUAUUUAUAUGAUAAAUGGAGGCGUACAAACUAUGGGGAUCGCGAUGAAAAAAGUGUCCUUUAGGAAAAGCACUGUCCUUGUUCGUGAACAUCCUAUAAUUAUAGCAGUUUUCACGCCCAUAAUGAAAAGGGCCCAUGAAUGUCGUUGCGCUCAGGAAGUGGUUUUUGUAGACUUUGCAUACAGCACAGAGCGAAAGCAACUAUACAUUAGCAUUUUCGACGGUUAAAGAAGCAUUAGGACCAAACAGUUUUGGAGUGCAAGGUUUUCCUGGAAUUUUUUUAACUGAUGAUAGCACUUCUAAAAGGAAUGCCUUAAAAGCGGUUUUUCCACAGUCACAUUCCACGUUUGUCAAGCCUUUGGGCGGUGGUUGUGGGACUCCCAUAAUUCCAUAGGAAAAACAGAUAGAAAAAAAAUUAUGUUAGCGUUUAGAUUAGUGAUUUUUGCGAAUACCGAUGAAGAAUGUACGGAAUAUUUUCAAAACUUAAUUCAAGAAUAUGCCUCAAGAAUUUAUCUUGAGGCAUAUUGGAGCCGUCGUCAAGAGUGGUGCUUGCAUUACCACAAUAACUUAAUUACUCAAGGAAACAACACGAAUAAUUAUGUGGAGUCAUCAAUCCGCAUAUUUAAAGACAUUGCAUUAGAACGCUGUCGAUCUUUUAAUUCUCGUGCUUUAAUUGACUUUAUAGUUAAGGUUUUCGAAAAUUACCAUAAAAGACGGCUUUCAGAAUACGCUAAUUCGCGGCACACUUCAGACAAACUUGCAUACUUAAAAUUUUAUAUAAACAUUGAAGGUAUGCGUGUAAAUAAAAUUGAAAAAAACGUUUACUUGAUGACAUCACAAUCGGACAAUGAACAACUGUAUAAAGUAUACACUGAUAUUGCAAAAUUGUGAUUGUCCGUUUGGUCAACGUGGUCGUUUUUGUAAACACUUGUGCGCAGUUCAGGAAAAGUACGGCAUUAGAAUACACACGGCACCAUUGUUAACAAAAGAUGAUAAACAAGAUUUAGCUAAACUUGCUUUAGGAGAAAACAUUCCCGCAGAGUUUUUUAAAAAUAUGGAUGAUAUUCACGAUGAUUCUCAGAAUAUGUUAGCUGAACCUAGAAUGAUCGAAAAAUUUGAUGAAAUAGACAACGAUAUUAAUACACAAAAACGGUCUACUGAAAAUGAUGAUUUUAAAAUGAUUCAUCAAGAAGUUGUGCAAAACCUUUCGCAACAUUUUUUGAGGAUAACUGAAGAUGUAUCACAGCACAAAGUUAGACCAGGUUUGCAUUCACAGGCGAAACGGAUUCAGGCUGGUCGUCCAAUGAAUUAGGAAGACCAAACAAAAUAAAAAGAAAUCUUGCCCUUAAUAUUUUUAACGAACAACCAAAUGCAAAGUCACAUGGUUCACAGCACUAGUUUAGUUUUUAUUGUAUUUUGUUAUAACUCCAUUUUUAACUUAUUUAAAUAUUUAGGACUAUGUAUGUAAUAUGUGUUAUAAUACAAUAAAUAACAUAAACUUA